Messenger RNA from Vicugna pacos (alpaca), 1098 nucleotides. RefSeq names its product leucine rich repeat containing 46 (gene LRRC46). Gene Ontology annotation, molecular function: protein binding. Lineage: Eukaryota; Metazoa; Chordata; Mammalia; Artiodactyla; Camelidae. The record is from RefSeq and is a predicted model, not a curated record.
AUGCCUGGAGCUGAGCUUGCCCAGAGUCCGGAGGAAGGCAGCAGGUGCAUUACGGAAGCCCUUAUCACUAAGAGGAACUUGGCCUUCCCUGAGGAUGAGGGUCUGUCAGAGAAGAUGUUUCACACGCUUGCUGAACUGCAGACUGUCCGCCUGGAUCGGGAGGGAAUUACCACUAUCAAGAACCUAGAGGGCCUCCAGAAUCUUCACAGCCUCUAUCUGCAAGCGAACAAGAUCCAGCGAAUUGAGAACCUGGCCUGCAUCCCCUACUUGCGCUUCCUGUCUCUGGCAGGAAACCAAAUCAGACAGGUGGAAAACCUCCGCGACCUCCCACACCUCCAGUCUCUGGACCUUUCAGAGAACCUGAUAGAAGUACUGAAGCUGGAUGAAUUCCCCGAGAGCCUUCUCAUCCUCAACCUGACUGGAAACAGCUGCACCGCCCAGGAUGGCUACAGGGAGCGGGUGAUAGAAGCCCUGCCCCUGCUCCUGUACCUGGAUGGGCAGCCGGUGUUAGAGCGCUGGACCUCGGACGAGGAGGAUAAAGCCUCAAGCGAUGAGGACGAGGAGUUCCCGGAGCUGAGUGGCCCGUUCUGCUCAGAGCGAGGCUUCCUCCAGGAGCUGGAGCAGGAUAUGAGAAGGCACCGGGAGCGCAGGCAGCAGACAGCCCUGCUCGAGCAUCUUUUGAGGGUGGAGACACAGCCCGCCCUCACCGACCUCCCCCCACUUCCAAGGGCACCCAUGGCUGGAGACAGCAGCCCUUCCGUCACUCCCAAGCUAGGGAAGGACACAUCCCCGGAGCCUGCCUCCUUGCCACAAGCCUCUUCUGCCACCAAGAAAUCAUGCCCUCUGGUUUCCAGGGGCCAGCAAAGCACUGUGCAGGCAGGGAAGGGGGCCAGAGCAGCCUCAGCCCCCAAAGCCCCUCUGGGGGGGGCCCCCAGCAUGACUAAAACUGUAACCAAAAGAAUCAAGAAAUGAAGUGCAGCCCAUUGCUAUCAGCAAAGCCCCAGGAACACAGAGGAACAAGGGGUAGAAUAGCCCCCCAUCUUCAGAGCCCUCACUUGUAGCAGGAGCCUGUCCCCAAUAAAGUGUCUCCAGGCCCUG